AUCCAUCGAAGCAUAUUCAAAUCAAUCCUACUACCAACAUGAAGUCAACUAUUCAAAUGGGCACCCUGUGCAUCGUGGUCCUAGUGCUCUGCUGCCUGGAUUAUUCCAAUUCGGCUAACUCCACCUCUUCCAGUUCCCCCAGUAGCUCUUCCUAUUCAGACACGCCUAAGAAAGUGUACCUGAGCAACCUCACGUACUCGAUUGUGAGAAGGAUCCGUGUGGGCACCACCACCACCAGCAGCACCAGCAAGAGUUCUAGGACCAGGAGCAACAGGAAACUGAACGCCAAGAAGACCCAGGCCAAACGGAACCAGGCCAAGCGCUCCAGCAAGAACAGGAAGUCGAACUCCCGCCGCGCCAGGGGCUAAGUUGUUAUCCAGUUGGUUAUAAAGACAAUGUUUUAUUUUGAGCUCGUUCUAAACACAAAACACUUAAGUUUACCGUCGCAACGGGCAAAUUAAAUUAUAUAAAUACGUAA
Drosophila yakuba is the source of this 478-nucleotide messenger RNA. RefSeq lists its product as uncharacterized. Lineage: Eukaryota; Metazoa; Arthropoda; Insecta; Diptera; Drosophilidae. The transcript has a single exon. The coding region runs from base 39 to 368 and encodes 109 amino acids. The record is from RefSeq and is a predicted model, not a curated record.